Rattus norvegicus (Norway rat) is the source of this 7316-nucleotide messenger RNA. The record is from RefSeq and is a predicted model, not a curated record. NCBI's taxonomy places the organism in Eukaryota, Metazoa, Chordata, Mammalia, Rodentia, Muridae.
UUUUUUUUUUUUUUUUUGGCAAGGUCUUACGUUGCCUGGAACUCUCAUACCCCUCCUCUCCUACCUGCCCCUCGUCUCCUACCUCCUAACCACCAAAGCUGCAGGAGUGCAUCACCACACCUGGUGCCCUUCUUGCAUGGAAAGUACUGGACACAGCAGCUAAUGGCACUUCCCUGAAACAGUGGUCAAAACUGCGUGGGGGCAGGGUGGGUAGGUGGGGCAAGGAGUUACAUACUGGUAGUGGAGUGGCAGGAAGGCAAGGGCAAGAAGGUGACCAACAUUUACAGGCUAGUGAGUUCAAAGGCCACCCUGGCUACAGGGGCUGAGACUGUUUAAAAAACAAGGCACAGAGAGGCAGAGGCAGGCAGUUCUCUGAGUUCAAGGCCAGCCUCGGCUACAUAGGCCAGCCAAGGCUAGUGAGUCUGAAAAGGAAAGGAAGAAAGAAAAAAAGAAAGGAAGGAAGGAAGAGAGAAGAAAAGAAGAAAAGAAAAAGAAAAACCCCACAACAGAAUACAAGAAGGAAGAAUGGAAGGUUGGGAGUGGGGGGCUGGGGGUGAGUACACAGACUUCCAAAGAAAACCGUGAAGGUUUUACAUAUUGAGUUCAUCAGUCUUGAGGGGACGUCAUUCUUAAAUCUGCUUUUGAAUUUCUUAAAAACACUUUCAGACGCAAUAAUUUGUAACCAAGGCUGCCCUUGAACUCCCGACCCUUCUGUCUCUACAUCCCAAGUGCUGGGAUUAUAACACGCACCACCUUCAACUUUCUCUGAUUUAUAUUUUGAGACCAUGUCUCAUUCAGGUAGCCCAGGCUACUCUAGAAACUGUUCCUAAGGGCUGGAGUGCAGAUUGUACUUCUCUUGGCAUGUUCAUUUGCUCGGUUGGAGACGGUUUUACUCUGUAUCCCGGCUGGCUUUGAAUAACUGAUCCUCCUGCCUCUACUUCUCACCCUACCAGAAAUUCUUACAGCCUAAAGAACCGCACGCUGUUCGGGGACAAUUCUGGAUUUGACUCUGUUCCGUCUAACCCGGGCGAGCUCCCUGGAAGAAGCGGGACUUGGCCAGGAGAGGGCGGGGAGCGGGGGAAGUGGGGGGACUCCCCCCACACCAAGCCUCAGGUUGCACAGGCACCCCGUCACGUGACGGGUUGUGGAGGGGGCUCCCGGGUCACGUGCCUGGGGGAAAACCUUGCAUUAGGUUGCGGGCUGCAGUGGAGAGCGGUGGGAGGCGGGGGUCGCGGCGGGUCGCAGUCCAAGAGCGAGGUGGCAGUGGGAGCCGCGGCCGGCCGCGGUGGCGUUGGAGGGGGCGGCCCCGCGUCCGUGUCACGUGGUACAAGGCGGGCAGCCAUCUUGCUACAAACACAAACAGAGAGGAGCGGCCGCCGCGGGAGCGCCAGCGCCCCCCCAGUCCCCCCCUUGCCGCCGCCGUCCCGGCCCGCCGCGCGCCACCCGCCCGUCACCGCCACCACCGCGCCCGGGUCACCAACGCCCCGGGGGACCGGGAACCUCGCGCCCCCGACUCCUGGCAUCCUGCAGCGGAUGGGGACUGCAGAGGCACACUGGUCCAGCCUCCUGCUCAGCCAGUGAUAAAAAAAACCCACGUACUACCCCUGGACACUGCCUGCCCUUCCUCCUCUCCUCUGCCCUUGCUGGAUGAACCCCUACCUGAGAGUCUCCUACCCAGGCCCCUAGAGGAACCUUCCCGUGUUGCUGCCACUGCCGCCUCACUAGCCGCUGGAGACUGAACUUGCCUCUUCCCGUAUGGAUCUUUCCCAGAUGUGAAGGUUUCUCCCAGGCACUUCUGAGGCUAGAGCUAGUUGCUUGGGGAUUCUAGUUCCCCCAGCCCAGGCCCUGCUAGACAAGAGCCUUGUUUCACGGACAGGACUGUCAGGUAUUUGGACAGUACACGCCUGGUCCUCUCUCCUCCAUUCAUCCUUGACCUGUGAGAAGCAUCCCAUCUCCACAAUGGCAGCGGAGACACUCAACUUUGGGCCUGAGUGGCUGAGAGCCCUUUCCAGCGGUGGCAGCGUGGCCUCUCCACCCCCAUCCCCUGCCAUGCCCAAGUACAAGCUGGCAGAUUACCGCUAUGGGCGAGAGGAGAUGCUGGCCCUCUAUGUCAAGGAGAACAAGGUUCCCGAGGAACUACAGGACAAGGAGUUUGCUGCAGUGUUACAGGAGGAGCCGCUGCAGCCCCUGGCUCUGGAGCCUCUCACUGAGGAUGAGCAGAGAAACUUCUCCCUGUCGGUGAACAGUGUGGCUGUGCUGAGGCUGAUGGGAAAAGGGGCUGGGCCCCCUUUGGCUGCCACCUCCCGUGGCAGGGGCAGCACUCGGAGCCGAGGGCGAGGCCGUGGUGACAGCUGCUUUUACCAAAGAAGCAUUGAGGAAGGCGAUGGGGCCUUUGGACGCAAUCCUCGGGAGAUCCAGCGAAGCCAGAGCUGGGACGACAGAGGUGAGAGGCGGUUUGAGAAGUCUGCAAGGAGGGAUGGAGUACGAUCUGGCUUUGAGGAGGGAGGGGCUGGCCCGAGGAAGGAGCAUGCGCGCUCAGACAGUGAGAAUUGGCGCUCACUUCGAGAGGAGCAAGAGGAUGAUAGCAGCUGGAGACUUGGGGCAGGACCCCGGCGAGAUGGUGAUCGCUGGCGUUCCACCAGUCCUGACGGUGGUCCCCGCUCUGCUGGCUGGCGGGAGCAUGGAGAGCGGAGGCGCAAGUUUGAUUUUGAUUUGCGAGGGGAACGCGGAGGUUGUGGUGAAGAAGAUGGGCGAGUUGGGGGAGGCAACUCACACCUCCGAAGAUGCCGGGGGCUGGAUGGCUUUGAAGAUGACAAGGAUGGGCUCCCAGAGUGGUGCCUGGAUGAUGAGGAUGAGGAGAUGGGUACUUUUGAUGCUUCUGGAGCCUUCCUGCCUCUUAAGAAGGGCCCCAAGGAACCUAUUCCAGAGGAGCAAGAGCUUGAUUUCCAGGGCCUGGAGGAAGAGGAAGAGGAACCAUCAGAUGGGGUGGAUGAAGAGGGGCCUGAGGCCGGAGGGAAGGAAGUGACCCCAUUGCCUCCUUCAGAGAAGUCGAGCUCCCCAUCCUCACUGCCUGCCUUGGGCCCUCUCUGGACAGCGAAUGAAGAUGGUGAGGCAGUGGAGAAAGAGCUGCCCCCGGCUGAAGGAGACGAGAUGAGGGGACUGCCUCUAAGUCCAAGAAUCAGUUCCCCUCCUGCAGGCCCGCCUGCAGACCUAGAAGAUGAAGAAGGCUUGAAGCACUUGCAACAGGAGGCAGAGAAGCUGGUGGCCUCCCUGCAGGACAGCUCCCUGGAGGAGGAGCAGUUCACUGCUGCCAUGCAGACCCAGGGCCUACGCCACUCCACAGCCGCCACUGCCCUUCCCCUCAGCCAUGGCGCUGCCCGAAAGUGGUUCUACAAGGACCCACAGGGAGAGAUCCAAGGCCCUUUCACAACCCAGGAGAUGGCUGAGUGGUUCCAGGCUGGCUACUUCUCCAUGUCCCUCUUAGUGAAGAGGGGCUGCGAUGAGGGUUUCCAGCCUCUGGGAGAGGUGAUCAAGAUGUGGGGCCGUGUGCCCUUUGCCCCAGGGCCCUCGCCACCCCCGCUGCUGGGGAACAUGGAUCAGGAGCGGCUGAAGAAGCAGCAGGAGCUGGCUGCGGCAGCCCUGUACCAGCAGCUGCAGCACCAGCACUUUCUGCAGCUGGUUGGCAGCCGCCAGCUCCCGCAGUGUGCGACACUCCGGGAAAAGGCAGCUAUGGGGGACCUGACGCCGCCGCAGCAGCAGCUCACUACGUUCCUGCAGCAGCUCCAGGCUCUCAAAACCCCCAGAGGUGGGGACCAGAACCUGCUCCCGACAAUGAGCCGGUCCUUGUCGGUGCCAGAUUCAGGCCCCCUCUGGGACUUACAUACCUCAGCUUCAUCACAGUCAGGUGGUGAGGCCAGUCUUUGGGACAUACCAAUUAACUCUUCGACUCAGGGUCCAAUUCUAGAACAACUCCAGCUGCAACACAAAUUUCAAGAACGCAGAGAAGUGGAGCUCAGGGUGAAGCGGGAGGAGGAGGAGCGCAAACGCCGGGAGGAGAAGCGUCGCCAGCAGCAGCAGCAGGAGGAGCAGAAGCGGCGUCAGGAGGAGGAGGAGCUCUUUCGACGCAAGCAGGUGCGGCAGCAGGAACUGUUGCUGAAGCUGCUACAGCAGCAGCAGGCGACGAAUGUCCCUGUGCCCCCUGCACCCAGCUCCCCACCCCCACUCUGGGCUGGCCUAGCCAAGCAGGGCCUGUCCAUGAAGACUCUGCUGGAGCUGCAGAUGGAAAGUGAGCGCCAACUGCACAAGCAGCCGGCACCACGGGAGCCUCUGCGGGCCCAGGCCCCCAACCACCGAGUGCAACUUGGGGGCUUGGGCACUGCCCCUCUGAACCAGUGGGUGUCUGAGGCUGGGCCACUGUGGGGCGGGCCAGACAAGAGUGGGGGCAGCAGCAGUGGCAACCUGGGACUCUGGGAAGACACUCUCAAGAGUGGCGGGAGCCUGGCCCGAAGCCUGGGCCUAAAGAACAGUCGGAGCAGCCCGUCUCUCAGUGACUCCUACAGCCACCUGUCAGGUCGACCUGUUCGCAAAAAGACCGAAGAGGAAGAGAAGUUGCUGAAGCUGCUACAGGGCAUCCCUCGGCCCCAGGAUGGCUUCACCCAAUGGUGUGAGCAGAUGCUGCACACUCUGAGCACCACAAGCAGCCUGGAUGUUCCCAUGGCUGUAGCGAUCCUCAAGGAGGUGGAGUCCCCUUAUGAUGUCCAUGAUUAUAUUCGUUCCUGCCUGGGGGACACGCUGGAAGCCAAAGAAUUUGCCAAACAAUUCCUGGAGCGGAGGGCCAAGCAGAAAGCCAGCCAACAGCGGCAGCAGCAACAGCAGCAGCAGCAGCAGCAGCAACAGCAGCAGCAGGAGGCCUGGCUGAGCAGCAGCUCCCUACAGACAGCCUUUCAGGCCAACCACAGCACCAAACUGGGCCCUGGGGAGGGCAGCAAGGCCAAGAGGCGGGCGCUGAUGCUUCACUCUGACCCCAGCAUCUUGGGGUACUCCCUGCACGGCCCUUCCGGUGAGAUCGAGAGCGUGGAUGACUACUGACCAGCCUGUCCCACCAGCCCCCUGGGCUCUACACUCGGGUGGCGGCAGCAUAGACCUUUGGGUCUCCGGCCUGCAGGCUCCCAGCAAGGAGCAGAGGAGGAAGCAAGCGGGGCAGGGUCCCCAGCACUUGUUACAAACCACACGAUGCACCUUAACUCACCCACCACGAGGCACUUUACAGAUGGGGGAGGGGCUUUUUUUUCUCUUUAAUUUUAAACCUUAGGAGAGACAAAAGUAUCAUUCAAAAGCUAGACGGUAGGCCCCUUCACCCCUUUGGGGAUAAUGGGUGUGACAUUGGAAGGUCCACAGAGGUUUGGGGGUUCUUUUUGUUUUGUUUUGUUUUUAUUUUUUAUUUUUAGAAAAAAAGAAAAAAUAAUGAAAAAAAAGUUAGGCUGAAAGGAAAAAAAAUCACACUGUUAUUUUCGGCCAGUGGGUACCAGGCCCCAUGGAACUGUCCUGGCUGGCUCCCCUGAGGCUGCACUUACUCUGCUGCCUGCCCCUAGAAGGUGGGUCAUUGGGGUAACUGUCAGCUGGGUGCUGGCAGUCUGCACAGCGAGGCCCCUCCAGAAGCCCCACCCGCUGGACCAGCUGUGGUCCGCUUCCUGGGGCAGGUACCGUGGCAGGUGUCCUGGUCAGGGGCCAUAGUCGCCCCUUGCCUCAGCUGCUUUGGGAGGAACGUUGCACAAAUUGGAUGAGCUGCCUCAGCUCCCUCUUCCCCAAGCCCCCUCAACAGCCCUCCCACACCGGCUGAGGGGAGCUGGGGAAAGACCUGUCAGUGCCAGCCUGUCAGGUAGGCUCUGAACUCAGGCCUGCUGAGGGGCUGCCCCCCACUGCUGCCAUUCCGGGGGACAGCCGGGGUGACACUGAAAGCCCCAGCUCCCUGCCUUUGCCACAUGAAUGUAUUCUCUGGCCCCCAAGCCUGUCUCACCCUCUCUGAGAAGGGACACAGCCCUUCCUCCAGGAGCUGGAGACCACCACCUCCUUUUAUCAUGGCUGAGGCCUUGCUUAUGUGAGGGGAGGACCCUGAAGGAGUGGCUUGGGGCUGAACCUGUGGUGGAGGGCCUAGGUGGGAGCCCCCUGAUGGGAGCCCCCUGAUGUGCAGCCAGUGGUGUGGGAAGUAGACCACAGCUCUGUACCUGGACCCCUCCAUUGACCAAAUGGGAGAGGAGUUAGCAGCCCCUCUCCUUGAUGUUUCCCAUGCUGGGUGUAAGGCUGGAGGUUGAAAGCGCCUGUGUCCUGGGCUGGGGGCUGCCUUGCCUGUUGCUCACCGACUUCACUCCUAGUCCCCCCGCCUGGGCUUGUCUCCAUCUUGUUUGGCUUUCCCCCUUUUCGUUUUAAUGUACUGUGUUAGUGAGCUCUCCCAUCGGCCUCAUUGCUCAGAAUGCAGUAUUAGGGCGAGCCUGUCACUGCCUCCUCCAUGAAUGUAUUUCUCUUUUCUGCCCUGGGGAAGUGGGGAGUGGCCCCAGGUUUCUUUCCCAUCCAUCCCCAGAGAGGUGACCUUCUGUUUUCCUUUCAACUUUUUUUUUUCUUUUUCCUUUUUUUUUAAUUUUUUUUAAAAUUUUUUUUUUUUUGCACCAAAGUGGCAACUGGGUCAGUGUUGGGGAUCAGGCUGGCUCUGGGUGGAAGUCCCCUCCACCUGCUUCUCCCUGGCUUUGACAGUGUUAGCGUCUGUGAAAAGACAAUAUUCUCUCUAAAGCAAUAAGGGGGUGAUGGGCCAGGGGGAAAUGUCUUGCUGCUGCUGGCCCCCCAGCUCCCCUUCCCUCUUGCCACUGUGGUGGCAUUGGAGGGGUGGGAGAGACUCCUGUUGUGACUGAAUGUAACCUACCCUGCCCCUGCCACAGCCAAUGCAGGGGGAGGGGAACACUUGUCUCUUCCUACCCCUUCCCCCAGCUAAAGAGACUUUGAACUUGGGGGCCCAUGAGCCUGGAGAGGCCUUAACCCUGUGAGGAAGUGUAGGGGGAGCCCUCUCCCACCCCAUCCCCUCUGAGAGUGGUCAAUGUUUACAAGCCCUGAGCCCUAACCCAGGGACUCAGACGCUCCCCACCCCAUCUUAAUCCUUUCCCCAUCCCAGUCUUACAGGGCCCUGCUGCUCCACCCUGGCCCCCUUGGGGUUCAGGGUAGUGUAGGUAUCCUGUGUAUCCCAGUUUACCCUACCUCUACCCUGUGUGACUUCCCUAAUACCCACUCUUGUAAAUACUCCCAAUAAAACUCGGUGUGUUCUCCCAGUC